UCAGUUGAUGAUGUGUCAGCGAAGCCAUUUCUUGAUUCGUUCAGUUCAACAGCUUCUCGCUAAAACUCCUCUUUUUCUUUUUUAAACCCUAAACCAACCUUGUACUCUUCUACCUUUCGCCCUUCUUGUUUCUCUCGCCCUCUCUGUAACUCCAAAUCUGAGCGAUAUGAGCGUGUCGGUUGAGUUGCUCUCAAUAAAGAAUCCUAAUACUAGCAUUAGUCUCAGCAACGGGGUAGCGAAGAAAGCUCUCUGUACGUCGCCGUUUCUGCGGUUUGAUUCUCGUGGCUUUCAAGUUUCUCUUUCUAUUGCAAAUGGCCUCGGUGUUGGUUCUCAUUUCGGCCUUCCGCGGACUUCGGUUAAUCGGUCAGUUGUCGCUUGUGCAGCAUCCCACGAGGAAUCGGCUUCGGAAAUUGAAAUAGAGAAGGAGAGUGAGGAUCUCAAAGCUAGUGUUGAAGAAUCCAAUGAAGCGUGGAAACAGACGUUGGAAUUGUUUAAAGAACAAGCCUUAAAAAUGCAGAGUGUGUCGCGAGAAGCAUAUGAGAUAUACUCCAAGAAAGCUAUGAUCAUAUUGCAAGAAAAUUCUGAGCAGUUGAAAAUCGAAGCGGAAAAGGCUAGACAGGAGUUGACUGCUGCAGCGAAGGAACUUAGCGAAGGGGGUAGAGAAUAUCUCACUGUUGCUACAGAUAAUUCUCCCGAAGUGAGGGAGAUUUUGGAAACAUUUACGUCAACAACUGAUGAUUUGAAAGAUAUUUCUAAAAUCCGUGAUUUUCACGUUGGAAUACCAUAUGGUUUGCUUCUAUCUCUUGGUGGCUUCCUUUCCUUUAUGGUAACAGGCAGCAUAUCUGCUAUCAGAUUUGGUGUAAUUCUAGGUGGCACUCUUUUGGCUCUCAGCGUCUCCAGUUUAAGAUCACAAAACAGAGGAGAAAUAUCUCCCUUGGCCUUGAAAGGACAGGCAGCUAUAGCAACUGCAAUACUGUUAAGGGAGUUAUGUAUGUUAUCUCAGAGAUUUGCAUUUCCUACGUUUGUGACAAUCCUUAUCAGUGGUGCAGUGGUAGCAUUCUACAUAUAUAAGAUUACUGUUGAUGGCCAGUGGAGAAAAGGAUCAGGUGCAGAAUCUGGGGCAGAGAACCAGUAGUUGAAGAACUAGAUGAUUGCUGAGAAUUCAUCUUUCUGGAUUUCUCAGUUGCAGAAAGAAAAGGGAACUCUAUAUCCUGUGUAUGCAUGGAGGUAGAAGUGUGAGUGAUCUAUAUUAGCACAAUGUCGAGUGGAGAUUGAGAAAAAAUUGCUUGAUGCUUGGAGAGUGGUGCAUGCAGAAGGAAUCUAGGCACUAGUUAUGGGUAACUUGAGUGCCAUUUUUACUGUUGUAAAAGUCGAACUGGAUGUUAUAGUGCAGAAGAGUCUAAUAAUCCAGUAGGUAGUUUUUGUAUUGAUACUACAAAAAUCAUAGUUGUUCACGCCUUUGGUUAAUAUGUUCACUGGUUUCAAGCAGUAGAUUGUCAACUGUUAGCAAUUGCAAUGUUAUUGAAUGGGAAAAGACAAUUCAGACGAGUA
Messenger RNA from Mangifera indica (mango), 1551 nucleotides. RefSeq names its product protein FATTY ACID EXPORT 3, chloroplastic-like. The transcript has 7 exons. The record is from RefSeq and is a predicted model, not a curated record. Bases 167 to 1135 code for a protein of 322 amino acids. NCBI's taxonomy places the organism in Eukaryota, Viridiplantae, Streptophyta, Magnoliopsida, Sapindales, Anacardiaceae. Gene Ontology annotation, cellular component: membrane.